AUUCAAUGGACUAAAGAUACUCACGAAGAAGCCGAUUUUGGAAGAGAAAAUAUUUUGCGCAAGUCUUCUCGUUUUUUGGUUCUGGAAAGGAAACCAUGUAGUGCCAACUCUCCUCAUAAUGUUCUCGUGAAUCUAGCCAUCGUUGCAAGCAAGGAUGCUGUUCCUCCUGACUUCACCGUAAUCGAAAGAACACUAGACACACGCGAACGUUGUUUUAAGGGAAAGCAUUUGUGCGUUAAGUAUGAUGCAUGGAAACCGAACAUGACAGCUGUAACAGACGUUGUCAUUUUCAAAAAUCGCAGCGAUGGGCUGAUGGGUCAUACUGUGAUUGGUGAGCUGUCAGAACAGCGCAUUUUGGCAUGUGUCCUGUCCCCGCUUGGAGGCAAUAGUCAGGCUAGAAAGAAGGCACCUGGGAGGCCGGCUGAGCUGCCGCAAAAACCAAUCAUAUACAACCCUAUGAGCGGCGUGCCGUUUCAACUCACUAGGGACUGCAGAGUUGGCGAUUCAGAUGAUAUUAUGAGUCGUUACUCUAUCCAUCCGAAAUCGCGGGAGGCCAUAGAGGAUCAGGUACACAUCUACAUGAGUGUCUGGUGCAUGUUAUUCCUUCGACUUUUCUCUAGAAAAAACUCUGAAGGAGCCCUGAAGGAUGUCGUCGAUGUGGACUCCAUUAUGCGUUUCUGGGUUCAGGCGGGAGGCGUUGCGGUGUGA
Molecule: messenger RNA, 708 nt
Organism: Hydatigera taeniaeformis
Lineage: Eukaryota; Metazoa; Platyhelminthes; Cestoda; Cyclophyllidea; Taeniidae
Source: the annotation of a GenBank genome assembly